Ceratina calcarata is the source of this 695-nucleotide messenger RNA. RefSeq names its product cytochrome c oxidase assembly factor 6 homolog. Lineage: Eukaryota; Metazoa; Arthropoda; Insecta; Hymenoptera; Apidae. Gene Ontology annotation, biological process: mitochondrial ATP synthesis coupled electron transport; respiratory chain complex IV assembly. The record is from RefSeq and is a predicted model, not a curated record. Bases 351 to 659 code for a protein of 102 amino acids. The transcript is spliced from 5 exons. Gene Ontology annotation, cellular component: mitochondrion.
AGUUAAUAAUUGUAUAAGAAUAUUAUAUAAAAGAGGAUUUAAUUUACCUAUUAUAUACUCUAUUAAUUAAUUUUAUUUACACGAUGUUCCAAGAGAAUAUUACACUCUGUACAUGAAGUUCCAUCUACAUACACUUGAUAAGGACAAUAAACCACGUGCAGACGAUAGUUUUAUGAUUCGCGUGUGAAUUACUUUACAAUAAAUUGAUAAAUAAUAAUUAUACUUUCAUGAUUAAAUAAAGAUUAUUGUGCAUAGUCAAUAAAAAUUAAUAUCAUUUUGUAUUAUAAUACUUUUUAUUACGAAAGACCUAAUUUCUAGUAGGACCUCAAUACUGACACACUUGCUAUAGAAUGUCCUUCCCAAGUAAAGUAGAACGUGCAAAAUGUUGGUCUCAUAGAGAUGAAUACUGGAAGUGCCUUGACGAUGGUAAAACAGAAGCUGAAUGUAAACAAUUUAGAGACCAAUAUGAAAAAUUUUGCCCUGCAUUAUGGGUAAAACACUUUGAUCGUAAGAGAGAGUACAUGAAAUUCAAAGAGCAAUUAGAAAAAGAGGGGACAUGUAGGCUUGAUGGAAGUAAAGCAGACACAUCUGAGUCGACUGCACAAUCGUCAAAAGCAGUUUUUAACUUUCAAACGACAAAUACAAACUCGUACAAUUAAAGAACAAGAGUAUAUAUAUAUAUAUAUAUAUAUAUA